GCCUCCAGCGCGGAGCGGAGCGAUGCUGGCAGGGACUGAGAGCAGCGGGAAGGGCUGUACUGGCCCCUGGGAUCGGACGAGGUCCGGGCGGGGGGUCCUUCUCCAGGGCAGACACUGCACCAAGAAGCAGUUUGGGAGGCUGAGAUGUGACCGGCAUUAGGACGCGGUGACAAGGCAAGGGAGCAAGCUGCCGGGGCGGGUGGCGGGGAAGCAGCAGCAAAGCCCCCGAAGGAGCGAAGCGGCCAAGCUGGAGGCAGAAGCCUGGAGCCCAAGUGACUGAGAGUUGGCCUGGCUUGCCGCGGUUAAACGAGCCCCAGCAUGCAAGCCGGGCUCUGCCCCCGGCUCCCACCGCCGAGCUGCCCUGCCUAGCGGAGGAGAAUCGCUCCCACUCCCCGGGAACUUCGCCGCUGCUUCGAAGCCAUGAGCAGCCACGUGUGGUUCCCCUUGCAGUACAUCGCCAAACCCUACCGCCGGGCACAGGCCCGCAAUGGCUCCGACUUCUUCUCUGCCCUCUACGGCUUCCCCAACCGAUCCGCCUUCUUCCACGGCGACUUGGACCUGGACGACCUGGGGGACUUUGACAGGGGCACCCGGUACGAAGGGGAGUCCCAGAGCCGGACGGUGAAGGCGCUGCUCAUCGUGGCCUAUUCGGUGAUCAUCGGCAUCUCGCUCUUCGGCAAUAUCCUGGUCUGCCACGUGGUGAUCAAGAACAAGAGGAUGCAUUCGGCUACCAGCCUCUUCAUCGUCAACCUGGCCAUGGCGGACAUCAUGAUCACCCUCCUGAACACGCCGUUCACCCUGGUGCGAUUCGUAAGCAGUACCUGGGUCUUCGGAAAGCUGAUGUGUCACAUAAGCCGGUUUGUCCAGUACUGUUCUGUCCAUGUUUCUGUGCUUACCCUUGCAGCCAUUGCACUGGAUCGACACCAGGUUAUAAUGCACCCUUUGAAACCCCGGAUGUCAAUUGCUAAAGGAGGAAUUUGCAUCAUUAUAAUCUGGGUUAUGGCCAGCUGCUUCUCUCUGCCCCAUGCCAUCUACCAGAAUCUAGCAAGAUUUGAUAUUGGGAACAGAACUAUACGAAUGGUCUGUCUCCCCAGCUUCCCUCCUCCUGCUGAUCUCUUCUGGAAGUACCUGGACUUGACUACUUUUGUACUCUUGUAUGUCCUGCCCUUGCUUGUGAUCUCCAUCACGUACACAAUGGUAGCCAAGAAGCUCUGGCUGAGGAAUGCCAUUGGAGACGUCACCAUGGAGCAAUACUUUGCCCAUCAGAGGAAGAAGAAGAUGACACUGAAGAUGUUAAUGGUGGUGGUGGUGGUUUUUGCUGUCUGCUGGUUCCCACUGAACUGCUACCUGGUGCUCAUCUCCAGCAGGGCCAUCCACAGCAACAAUGCUCUGUACUUUGCUUUCCACUGGUUUGCCAUGAGCAGCACCUGCUACAACCCCUUCAUUUACUGCUGGCUCAAUGAGAGCUUCCGCUCUGAGCUCAAGUCCCUGUUGUGUGUGUGCCGGCGAAAAAAUGCAGCCCAGAGCCACGCACUGCAGUCCAUCUCUCCUCCUUUCAGGCAUGCCUGGGCUGAGAAUUGUCAUUAUAAAAGGGGCAGCUGCUCUCAGAAAGCAAGAGCAUCUUCCCAAAGAAACUCUGCAAAGACAGACAUAUCCAGCGUCCAGCCAAUUGUGACAGGGAGCUAAGCCACUGAACUGACAGUUAAUCGAGCUCCCUGGGUCCUGAAUCUAGAAAAUUGGAUAUUACAUUUAUUUGUAUUAAGUUACAAUCACAAUCAGGAGCAAUUGCACAGACUGGGUAAUGGGAUAUAGAGCCUUUAAACUUAGGAGAAAGAAGACCUAAUUACUACUAUAUAUACUUUGGGGUGACAGUUUAUUUUAUGGAGA
Mauremys reevesii (Reeves's turtle) is the source of this 1887-nucleotide messenger RNA. Its product is annotated as probable G-protein coupled receptor 83. Gene Ontology annotation, biological process: neuropeptide signaling pathway. The record is from RefSeq and is a predicted model, not a curated record. Gene Ontology annotation, molecular function: neuropeptide Y receptor activity. Bases 421 to 1686 code for a protein of 421 amino acids. Gene Ontology annotation, cellular component: membrane. NCBI's taxonomy places the organism in Eukaryota, Metazoa, Chordata, Testudines, Geoemydidae. The transcript has 4 exons.